Molecule: messenger RNA, 1284 nt
Organism: Salarias fasciatus (jewelled blenny)
Lineage: Eukaryota; Metazoa; Chordata; Actinopteri; Blenniiformes; Blenniidae
Gene: eif4h
Product: eukaryotic translation initiation factor 4h
Exons: 8
Coding region: 30-851 (273 amino acids)
Molecular function (GO): RNA binding
Source: RefSeq, a predicted model, not a curated record
AGGACCUCCUCCUCCACACAGCAGCAGUAAUGGCGGACUACGACAGCUACGAUGAGCGGGACCGGGCCUACGGCAGCUUCGGCAGCAGCAGAGGGCCCCGUGGCGGCAGUGGUCCCGGAGGUCCCAGGAAGCAGAAGGAGUUGCCGUCAGAACCUCCGUUCACAGCGUACGUCGGGAAUCUGCCCUUCAACACGGUUCAGGGCGACAUCGACAUCAUCUUCAAAGAGCUCAACAUCCGCAGCGUCCGAUUGGUCCGAGACAAAGAGACAGACAAGUUCAAAGGUUUCUGUUACGUGGAGUUCGAGGAUCUGGAGUCUCUAAAGGAAGCUCUGACGUAUGACGGCGCUCUUCUGGGCGAUAGGUCACUGAGGGUUGACAUCGCAGAGGGACGAAAGCAAGACCGAGGAGGCACCGGCUUCAGCUUCAGGAAAGAUGAAGGCAGAGGACGAGGAGGUCCCCGAGGAGGAGGAGGACGCGACUCCAGGGAAGACUUCAGCGAGCAGUAUGGAGGAGGUUUCAGGGAUGACGACUACAUGGGGGGGCGGAAUCGAGGCGGCGGCGGUCGCCCCGGCGAGAGACGGGUUGGAGGACCAGGAGCAGGAGGCGGCAUGGGGGGCCGCUUCAGAGACGGGAACCCCCGCGGAGGAUCGACAGACUUCAAGGAGCCGUCUGAAGCGGAGCGUGCACAGCGGCCCAGACUGCAGCUGAAGCCCCGCACCGUCUCCGAGCCGCUCAACCAGGUGGCCAACCCCAACUCCGCCAUCUUCGGCGGGGCCAAACCGCGAGAGGAGACCUCGGACCAGAAGGCGGCGCGAGCUCGCGGCGUCGCCCCCGCGGAGGACGAGCGUUGAGGGGGGCGCUUGAAGUUUGGGGGGUCCGGGCGAGCCACGUUUGAUUUGAGCGCCGCAGGCGGACCGGCUCCAGGUCCGGGUCCCGGUUUUCAGGAUCAGGUCUGUGGCGGGUCGGGCGCUUUUCGCUCUGCGUCGCUUUCACACCUACGUGUUUGUCUUUUCUUUUGUUUUUCUUUUUUUCCUUUUGUCUCAUGUUUCUUAAUGAGCUUCAGAUGAAAGCGUCUCUUUUAAAGUUUCUUUCUUCCACUUGUUUAUGGCAAUAAAAGUGUGGUGAUGGAUUCAGGCGGUCCACUUCAAGUCAAAGAAUAAAGAUGAACGCUCGUUCUGCUCGGCCUCCGUUUGUCUUCGUUUCUCAGCCUGCAACUAAAAACAACCAUUUCCUGUUUCUGUGUAAAAAGGUGUUUUUCUACAUUAAAACGGUAUUUAAAGGGUU